UGGAGGACAUUUAAAGGCACCUCAGAAGUGAUUAAAGUGUCAAACAGUGGAGGAAUUCAUUUAGAGGUUGGUGAUGUUAAGAAGAGGAGGCAGCAGUCUUUCCUCUUAAAAACAAAAAGCCAUGAGUGACCUGCCCUUCCAGGGUCUGAUGCAGCUGAUUGCUGCCAUGGAGGAGCUGGAGAAGCAGCUGGAGAAUCUCAACAACAGCCUCAGCUGGGUUUUCCAGGCUUCUUCUGUCCGGACACGUCGUCAGAUUUCGGUUAGAGGAGCAAAAAGAGUUCAGAGGCGGAGACGCCUCAAAGGAGUUCAGCUUUCUGAAGGCACUCAGAUCCUGGAUGAAAGAAGCAGAUUGAUGAAACUAGCGAUGGAAAACUGCCCCAAUCAGACUGUCCAGAUGUGGCUUAGAGAAAAUACAGCAUCACACAGGUUCACCAAGCUGGUCGAGAUGUUUAACCUCCUGCAAACACAUAUUGCUGCAGAAGAAAAGAAGAACCACAGCAGUACUGUGGACGUCACCAUCGUAGCUCAUGGAGCGAUCGCAGACUUCAUGAUUCCAGCCAGCUGUCUGCUGCCUCUGGCCUCCAUCAGAGACGUGGUGCUUUAUGCUCCCUGGAACUGCUUCACGUCUGGUUUAGGGUACGGCAUCGCCUCAGGAAAACUAAGACCUCACCACAGGAUCUUCUACUGCUCCAAGAAGAAUGGCUGCUCCGUACCUGAUGAAAAACAUCGACCCAAGAAACUACCAGACCACUGGAACUCCAUGAAGAACGCUGGAGACCAGAUGGUCCCCAACAUCACAGUUAGUCCUCUUCGACCAGAUGAUGGCGUGUGGAAAAGCUUUGAGUGUCUCACCAAAAAACACGGUCCGAUAGGAAGAAACCGGAUCGUGAUCCCGUUCAUCCUUCCAGGAAAAGAAGCAGAGAGCGUCCCGUUCUCUGUGGUCACCUUGGCUCUGUCUCUGGUUCUGCUCCAGUCCAGGUUUAAAGCCACCGUCCACCUGGACGCCUGCCUGGGAGACAGAUCUGUGGGACAGAAGUUUGAUCAAAUCUACCUGGAGCAGCAGUAUGCCUGUGCUAUGGACAGCACUGGACUGGCAUGCUCUGCUGAAAUGUUCAGUCUGACCAGUUAAACAGUCCAGCUUUAAUGAAACAAGGUAGAAACAGCGCAGUGCUAUCUGCACAGCACUUUCAUUACAACCAAACAUUACAUUCUCUGACUUCUUCUUCAAUGUCUAAAAAAAACACUUUUAAU
This is a messenger RNA of Cyprinodon tularosa, 1251 nucleotides long. RefSeq lists its product as uncharacterized. Bases 122 to 1129 code for a protein of 335 amino acids. The transcript is spliced from 5 exons. NCBI's taxonomy places the organism in Eukaryota, Metazoa, Chordata, Actinopteri, Cyprinodontiformes, Cyprinodontidae. The record is from RefSeq and is a predicted model, not a curated record.